Molecule: messenger RNA, 912 nt
Organism: Sparassis crispa
Lineage: Eukaryota; Fungi; Basidiomycota; Agaricomycetes; Polyporales; Sparassidaceae
Exons: 9
Coding region: 1-912 (303 amino acids)
Source: RefSeq, a predicted model, not a curated record
AUGGCAUCCAUGACACUCUUCUUCCUCAUGCUCUGCGCCCCGUCUUUCUCUUACGCACAGCUGUCGACCCCGAGUCGCCUUUGGCGGAGAGCAUCCGUGCCCGCGGCAGGAUUUUACAACGCGUCGAAUAAUGGCGGGAACUGGUUGACCAGUGUAACUGGCACGUAUCCUCCCGGGCAGGGUGAACCGCUCAAUGCCGUCAUAUCCGGAGCCUCCAACAGCAUCGUCCUAGAAAAUCAGGAAGUUGACGGCGGCAUACUCAACCUGUUCCUGUCGUGGGGAUACGGCGCGGAGUGUCUGGGUCAACACGAUGGCUCACCCCAAAGCGCUGACCUCGGAGAUGGAGAAGGUUACGUAAACCAAACCGCGGAGAUGCGGUGGGACUUCAGCAACGCAGAGCUAGGAACCUGCCAGGAAACAGUCCAAGGCGGCAGUCACUUCCGCUACUGGUUCCAGAACGGGACCCUUGCGGACAGCGGCGCGGUUUUCAUGGCCGUGUCGUAUGAGCUGCCUCUAUCAGACCAACAUGAUAUCAUAUUUAACGGUUACAACCUUGGAAGAGAUUGGUUUGUAGGCAACGUCACAAACCAGACAUCCAUCAUCGACACCUCGAAAGUCAACAGCAGCUCGACAUAUUCCGGGCAGACAUCGUUCAAUGGGUAUACCUACCGGACGACAGCGCAGUACGAGGCGGGGUACGCGCAGAACACGAGUUACAACAUCAACCACAAUUGGACCGUCUCGAAUAACGUGACGAACGCAAUUGACGGUCUGAUCGUCGUGCUGACGGUGCAGGUCGUAGACAAGCCUGCUACGUCGUCCGCAGCCCCAGCAAUUCCAUGGCCGACAUCAUGGCUAUUGCUACUGCUCGCCGCACUUCUGCACUCUAUUGCUAUUGUGUUAUCUAUAUAG